AUGAGUCGAACUGUAUUAGACAAGCUUUUAUCGCAUUCAUUGGAAAAUUAUCAAGCUCUUUUCAAUGAACUCAGAUAUCAUAAUCAUAAUGCACAUCACUUAGGUUCACUUUAUUUAUUGGGUGUCAGCGAUGAUAAACUCGAAAAAGCUUAUGAGAUAAUGUCUGAAGGACUUGAUUCAAAUAAACCAUCUCCACAUGAAAUUGAUAUUUCCAAUUGGCGAUCAUAUUUUGGUGACGCUGAUUGUUGUCAAAGUUAUCGAGAUUUUUUCCGUGAACAACUAACAACAGCUGGCAAUGAUUGGAAGAAAAAAUUCUUUGAAUUUCUAUUAGAUAAUCCAAGUCAUCCGUUGAUUAACGGUGUUGUUGGAGGCUUAGCACAUUCACUUAUUCAUAUUGGCUAUGCAUUAGAACUAGACAGUCCGAUUGUUGGGAUCGAAGCAUUAACAAUGUCGGCUGUUUGCUGUGACUAUCUUCAUGAAAUUGUCGAUACAUUAGAGCCACCAAAAUGUCCUUCAAAAUCAGCUAUAGAAAUUUUUAAAGAUGUUCAUUUAGACGAUCAAUUUCCAAUUUAUGAUACAGCUACUAUUGACAAUCUUGAAUCAGUUAUUAAAAACUGUACCGAUCGUAUUUUAUUUUAUUAUAACCAAUGGAAUAUGAAUCGAGAAAAUAUUGAGAAAACAAUGGAAGAACUAUUUGAUUUAGCAGUUUAUAUCUACGGUGCAACACAUAAACCAAAUGAAAUUGGAUUCGAUUUUUUCUUAGCUCAUUUGUUAACUUCAAUGCAUGCUAUUCGUAUGAUACAUUUACAUGUAGAUAAUCAACAAGUAUUCGAACAUAUUAUUCUUCAAUAUUUUUACUUUGCUAUUGUUUUAUACGUGUGUCAAGUCCGACCUGAGAUCAAUGAAUAUUUUAUUGAUGAUUAUAAAGUGGACAGCGAAAAAAAGAAUUGGGAUUAUGUUCUUGAUCGACUUUUAAAUUCGAAAUUAAUGAAUGAUGCUCACGUGGUGAAAGUUAUACGAUCUUUAAAAGAAGUGGAAAAGGUUUACGGCAGCAAAAGUGAAUUUUAUUUAAAAACUGCUGUUAAAACUGUUGAUAAUUUAAAUAUGGAACGUAGAUGGAUUGGAAUAUCGGAUGAUGAACGACAAUUGAAUGUCGUCAAAAGUUCGUAA
This is a messenger RNA of Rotaria socialis, 1170 nucleotides long. Lineage: Eukaryota; Metazoa; Rotifera; Eurotatoria; Philodinida; Philodinidae. The record is from the annotation of a GenBank genome assembly.